This is a messenger RNA of Cannabis sativa, 1279 nucleotides long. RefSeq lists its product as uncharacterized. The record is from RefSeq and is a predicted model, not a curated record. Bases 135 to 1172 code for a protein of 345 amino acids. The transcript is spliced from 6 exons. NCBI's taxonomy places the organism in Eukaryota, Viridiplantae, Streptophyta, Magnoliopsida, Rosales, Cannabaceae.
GGCACAUUGGUGCAGCAGUGCUCCGAAAAUACACAUGACUUUCUUGGAUCUCGACUCUAUAACAUACCCUAUUAUUCAAAGUCGGCAAGAAGGAGCUCCUUCCGUCUGCAAAUUGGGAGAAGUUUUAACUUUUGAUGGAAAAGGGGAAAGCUCUAUCGGCUAUUACAGAUUCUCUAACGAAACUCAAUUUUAAUGUCGGAUCCAAUUCUCAAUACCCCAUCACGACCUCUCAUGUCUCCAGAAAAACGUGGGAGAAGAGAAGGCCCCCGAGUUUAGUGAGCUUGUGCCUUGGACUUAUUGGAAAGCAUUUGGAGGAUAUAAUUCUAGAUUUAGAUGAAAUUGCCGGAAAUUUUCCUGCUGAUAUUAAGAUUGCAAUGGCUGCCAUUGCCAGACGAAGGAAGUUGCUAAACGAUGAGGUUAUUGUAUCUCUAGCUGAUAGUUCCUGGGAGUUUCUUGACAUAUCUGGUUCAGAUGUUUCAGAUAUUGGGUUGGUAAAAGUGGCUGAAAUCUGCAAGUUUCUACGAGCUGUAGAUAUAAGCCGCACCAGAAUUACUUCAGGUGGGGUUUCUGAUCUAGUGCAGCAUUGUCAUUCGUUGGAGACGUUAAGAUGCGGAGGGUGCCCGAGGAGUGACUACACUGCACGCUGGUGCUUGGACAUAUUUAAACCAAAACUACAUAACAUGGAGGGAGAUUCUUGGGAAGAACUUGUUACUGCAGAAUUUGUUAAUGGUGCAAAAUCAUUACGGUGGCUUGUUUGGCCAAAAAUUGAUAAGGCUACUUUGGAGAUGUAUGCAACCGAGUGCCCACGGAUUGUUGUGAAUCCUAAACCAUCGCCUUUUGGUUUCAGAGGGACCAAAGUUCCAAGGGAAGCAUUACCAGAUGUUGCACUCGAUGAUCCAGCUGUUGAGGAUAUCGAUCCUAAAACAUGGGUAUUGUACGGAUCAGUUCCAAAGGCUAUGCCUCCUCUUCUCUCAAGCCCAGUUGAAUUGUCCAUGGCUGAAAAAUUUAGACUUGCGUUUGUGGAAAGGGACAACAGAUUGGCUCCAAAAAGAGCAAAAAAUAUCAGGCAACAUCAGCGGCGGGCAGAGAGGGAGUGGGCAAUGAUGGAUGCAAGAACAAAGGCACUUGCCCUGGCCUCACAAGCAAGCAAGUCCUUUCACAUUCGUAGCUAGUAUUAAUUGCACUAAAUGCGGAUUUCAUAAUUAAGAUCCAAUCUAAUCCGUAUAUUAACUCCGAUCCAAUUUAACUCACAAAAAUGCAAGUUGGAUCGAUUAUUUUA